GCAGCGCGUUCGCAUACCAUAACGAUCCAUAGACAGCUGAGCUUUUGUGAAAAACCGACACAAUGCCUGAACCUGCGAAAUCAGCACCCGCUCCCAAAAAGGGGUCUAAAAAAGCUGUCACCAAGACCCAGAAGAAGGGGGAUAAAAAAAGGCGUAAGACCAGGAAAGAGAGUUACGCCAUUUACGUGUACAAAGUACUGAAACAAGUCCAUCCGGACACUGGUAUUUCCUCAAAGGCGAUGGGCAUUAUGAAUUCGUUUGUAAACGACAUCUUCGAGCGCAUCGCCGGAGAAGCGUCGCGCCUGGCGCAUUACAACAAGCGCUCCACUAUCACAUCCCGGGAGAUCCAGACGGCCGUGCGCCUGCUCCUGCCGGGAGAGCUGGCCAAACACGCCGUGUCCGAGGGCACAAAGGCCGUGACCAAAUACACCAGCUCCAAGUGAAAGUGAACAAACAAGAUGGACUGGACUCUAUCCCUAAUGAUGGAAGACGAAAGCCACCCACUGUUUGAUAUCCGCACGAGGGACCUCUGGUACAUCUUGAGCGAACGCAGCUCUGGAGGAGCACUAACACAGUGCUUUCCAUCUGUAACACCAACAUUCACCUGAGGCUGUGCCUGUUUGAUCGUAUUUGCACGUGUGAACACUUGUACUGUAUUAUUAUGGCAUAUGGUCGUCGUUUGUUAACUCAUGUUACCGGAGGAAAACACUGUGGCUUUGGGGGUUUUUUUAUUUCUUGUUGACAAAAAAUUGCUGUACUGUAUUCAUAUUGAAAAAAUGUCUUAUGCCUGAAUGUUUCGUCAUAACUACCCUGUCAUUUACCACAAAUAAAUACAUUGGUAAAUGGUAACUACAA
Sinocyclocheilus anshuiensis is the source of this 855-nucleotide messenger RNA. Its product is annotated as histone H2B 3. NCBI's taxonomy places the organism in Eukaryota, Metazoa, Chordata, Actinopteri, Cypriniformes, Cyprinidae. Bases 63 to 443 code for a protein of 126 amino acids. The record is from RefSeq and is a predicted model, not a curated record. Gene Ontology annotation, cellular component: nucleosome. Gene Ontology annotation, molecular function: protein heterodimerization activity; structural constituent of chromatin; DNA binding. The transcript has a single exon.